Drosophila serrata is the source of this 456-nucleotide messenger RNA. RefSeq names its product Cuticular protein 67Fa2 (gene Cpr67Fa2). Gene Ontology annotation, cellular component: chitin-based extracellular matrix. The record is from RefSeq and is a predicted model, not a curated record. Lineage: Eukaryota; Metazoa; Arthropoda; Insecta; Diptera; Drosophilidae. Gene Ontology annotation, molecular function: structural constituent of chitin-based larval cuticle.
GUCGUCUUGCAGUCUCAGACAAACAUACCCUAAGCCAAGAUGUUCCGCUACAUGCUCGUCGCCUCCGCCUUCCUGGCCUGCGCUUAUGCUGCCGCCAACUACAACCAGGAUGCUGGUGCCUACAUCACCAAGACCGGUGCCGAUAUCCAGCCCGAUGGCCACUACAACUACAACUAUGAGACCAGCAACGGCAUCGCCGCCCAGGAGUCCGGCCUUGGAGGCUACCAGGUCAACGGUGGCUACUCCUACUACUCCCCCGAGGGUGAGCUCGUCCAGAUCCAGUACGUGGCUGAUGAGAACGGCUUCCAGCCCCAGGGAGCUCUCCUGCCCACUCCUCCUCCAAUCCCAGCUGCCAUCCUGAAGUCCCUGGAGUACAUUCGCACUCAUCCCCAGUACGUUGAGCCUGCCCAGCGUCCCCAUGGUGGAUCCCGUGGUGGUUUCUCUCGGUUGGGUUAA